This is a messenger RNA of Gorilla gorilla gorilla (western lowland gorilla), 4810 nucleotides long. It is a transcript of the gene FBXO40, whose product is annotated as F-box protein 40. Gene Ontology annotation, molecular function: protein binding; zinc ion binding; ubiquitin protein ligase activity. The transcript is spliced from 4 exons. The record is from RefSeq and is a predicted model, not a curated record. The coding region runs from base 451 to 2580 and encodes 709 amino acids. Gene Ontology annotation, cellular component: cytoplasm. NCBI's taxonomy places the organism in Eukaryota, Metazoa, Chordata, Mammalia, Primates, Hominidae.
UGGGCCUGCCGACUGCACAUGCAGGAAUCUGAGAGGCUGUUCUGGCCUUGAAAAUGAUCCUUCUUAAAAGGAUUUUCCUCCUUCCUCGAGAGAAAGAAAACCUAUUGAUAUAAAACUUCACUUCUCAUUCAGUUUCCCCUGCUAAAUGCCACUCCAGUAGAGACUGAGUGUUGAUAAAUACAGGGGAAGGAAAAAGUCGUAAGCUGAGCCUGGUCACAUUGCCCCUUGUGAUAUUGUUUUAUUUUUAACUUCGCAACACUUGGACUAUUUCUGUUGAAGUUUUCUCUCCUUUCCCUGCCUUCCCAACAGAACUCUGUCCUCUACUGCAGCUGAUGCAACCCAGCCACCUCCCGGCAAUCCGCUUACUUGCAAUCAAGGGUUCAGGUGCAAGCAGAUGCUGACUCAGCCUGUUCCAUUAAGAGCUAAGAAGCAAGAAGAAAUUGGGGCGCCAUGGGGAAAGCCCGCAGAUCCCCGCCAGGGCACCACAGGCAUUGUGAGGGAUGCUUCAACCGCCACUGCCACAUUCCUGUGGAACCCAACACCUCCUGCCUGGUAAUAAGCUGCCACCUGCUCUGUGGUGCCACCUUCCACAUGUGCAAAGAGGCAGAGCACCAGCUCCUCUGCCCUUUAGAGCAGGUUCCGUGCCUCAACUCCGAAUAUGGCUGCCCUCUAUCCAUGUCCCGCCACAAACUGGCCAAGCACCUGCAGGUGUGCCCCGCCAGCGUGGUCUGCUGCUCCAUGGAGUGGAACCGCUGGCCAAAUGUGGACUCUGAAACCACCCUUCAUGAAAACAUAAUGAAAGAGACCCCCAGUGAGGAGUGUUUGGACACAGCCCUGGCCCUGCAGGAUCAGAAGGUCCUCUUCAGAUCCUUGAAAAUGGUGGAACUUUUCCCAGAAACUAGAGAGGCUACUGAGGAGGAACCAACUAUGAAUGGUGAAACCAGUGUGGAGGAAAUGGGAGGAGCAGUGGGUGGAGUGGAUAUCGGUUUGGUACCACAUGGUCUGUCAGCAACUAAUGGGGAGAUGGCAGAGCUAAGUCAAGAAGAACGGGAGGUGCUAGCCAAAACCAAAGAAGGGAUGGACCUGGUCAAGUUUGGCCAGUGGGAAAAUAUUUUCAGCAAAGAGCACGCAGCCUCUGCUUUAACAAAUUCAUCAGCGAGCUGUGAGAGCAAGAACAAGAAUGACUCCAAGAAAGAACAGAUUUCCAGUGGCCAUAACAUGGUAGAAGGAGAGGGCGCUCCCAAAAAGAAAGAACCACAGGAAAAUCAGAAGCAGCAGGACAUUUGUACAGCCAUGGAAACCACAGGGCUUGCCCCUUGGCAGGAUGGUGUUCUGGAAAGACUGAAAACAGCUGUGGAUGCAAAGGACUAUAACAUGUAUCUAGUGCACAAUGGGCGGAUGCUGAUUCACUUUGGUCAGAUGCCUGCUUGUACACCCAAGGAGAGAGACUUUGUUUAUGGCAAGCUUGAGGCUCAGGAAGUUAAGACUGUUUACACCUUCAAAGUUCCUGUGAGCUACUGUGGAAAGCGAGCUCGACUUGGAGAUGCCAUGUUGAGUUGUAAGCCAAGUGAACACAAGGCAGUGGAUACUUCAGAUUUGGGGAUCACUGUGGAGGACCUGCCCAAAUCAGAUCUCAUCAAGACCACCCUCCAGUGUGCUUUGGAAAGAGAACUCAAAGGCCACGUCAUCUCUGAAUCCAGAAGCAUUGAUGGACUGUUCAUGGAUUUUGCCACACAAACAUACAACUUUGAGCCAGAACAGUUUUCCUCUGGGACAGUGCUGGCUGACCUAACCGCUGCCACCCCAGGGGGACUCCACGUGGAGCUCCACAGUGAGUGUGUGACCAGGAGACACAACAAAAGCAGCUCUGCCUUCACUUUCACUUGCAACAAAUUCUUCAGGAGGGAUGAGUUCCCCCUGCACUUCAAGAAUGUCCACACAGACAUUCAGUCAUGUCUCAAUGGCUGGUUCCAGCAUCGAUGCCCCCUCGCCUACUUGGGAUGUACAUUUGUUCAAAACCAUUUCCGUCCCCCAGGGCAAAAGGCAAAAGUAAUCUAUAGCCAGGAGCUCAAGACCUUUGCCAUUAAGCCGGAGGUUGCUCCAGAGCUGAGUGAGGGAAGAAAGAACAACCAUCUUUUGGGUCAUGGAGGAAAAAGCCAGAAUUCUUUAACCAGCCUGCCCCUGGAGAUUUUGAAGUACAUUGCUGGGUUCUUGGACAGCGUCAGCCUGGCCCAGCUCUCCCAGGUGUCUGUGCUGAUGAGGAAUAUCUGUGCCACUUUGUUACAAGAGAGAGGAAUGGUCCUUUUGCAAUGGAAGAAAAAGAGGUAUUCCCAUGGAGGCACCUCCUGGAGAGUCCACAGAGAGAUCUGGCAGUUCAGCAGCCUCUUCUCCAAAAUCAAGAGCUGGGAGUUUAAUGAAGUCACCUCCAUGUCUGAGCACCUGAAGUCCUGUCCUUUCAACAUUGUAGAGCACAAAACUGACCCGAUUCUUUUGACCAGCAUGUGUCAGCCCCGUGAGCAGGCCCGAGAGAGCUUAGUCUCCACCUUUAGAGUCAGACCACAAGGAAGAUACGUCUGCUAAAAAUUCAGAUGCCACUCGAUGCACCCUUCUUGGAUUUCUUCUUGGAGUUCCUGAAGUAGGACAGAGUGUGGUUUUGAGGACUCCCUUCUGUAAACUGCCUAUUUGCUUAUCAGGGUGUAUUGGAACAUGCAAUGUCCUUCAAAACCUCAACACAAGGCCUAAGAAUUUCCUAAGCCAUGUCUUGUACCAUAGUGCCACAUUGAUGACUUGUUUCCUUUUUUCUUUUCUUUUCUUUUUUCUUUCUUUCUAAAAUAGAUUGGUCUGAGAAGAAAAUAAGUAAUUUGAGGCCAUUUGAAAGAUGGGCCCAAUUUCUUAAGUGAUGAGAGAGCAUGAAAUUCCAUAACCAGUACAGGCCUGUGCUUUUACAUGGGCUUUUUAGUUCACAAAGCACUUUCAAAUUUAUGGGACAGGAAACGCAGGAUGGGCCUAAGGUGCAGAGAGUUACUCCCCAGGGAACACAGGGUGAAGGGAACAAAGCUGGAGGCUCUGGAGCUGGGUCUGUUCUGACGGUCAAGUCCAGGGCUCGUUUUGAUUAUUCUACUGCCUCUAGGCCAGGGUAGUCCUAACACAGCCUGACAUAGGAGAGCCCCUGGCUGAGCAUGGCAGCCUUGAAGACACCACAGGCCAAAAUAUGAGAGGCAGAAAUGGGAUCACAGAGUCUGUUGUUAGAAUCUUGGCAACAUACAGCAGGAAAGCCUUGAUAAAUGGGGAGUCCAAAGGAGACACCAUAUUUAUGGAGAACAUUAGGACAAAAAGUCACCAACUUACUUUGUAACAUUUUAAUAAUGACUUAAGGGUCAAGAUUUUUUUCUUCUGAAAAUUAUGUUCUGAGUUAGGCAGAACAUAGGCAUGGCCCUGGGCCACCCUGUGCUAUCUGAAAUGACCUCAAUACACUAAUGCCAACCUCAGCGUCAUGCCAGAAUGCACAGGGCAGCCCAGGGAGAUCACACCUUUGGCAAAGUCCAGACAAGGCCCACUGCAGUUCCUAUGGCGCCAGUCACCAGCUCCUAGACAGCACUUGGGUACCCCAUUGGGGUCUUGGAGAGGAAGACAUGUGAACAUAACGGCUCCCUGAAAUUGCUCCUACCCAUCCAUAUUUCUGGUCAUGCUUUCAGUCUGACAAAAAUGGAUGAUACUGCUGUUUUUGGUAACAAACAGUGAAUAUUCAUAAGAACAAAAGUAAAAGAAAAAAAGACACAGUAGAAACUGGCAUCCCCUAAAGCAGGGCUUCUUAGCCUUGGAACUAUUGACAUUUUUAAAUGGAUAAUUCUUUUUUUUUUUUUUUCUGGGUGGGGAGGGGAUGGAGUUCACUCUUGUUGCCCAGGCUGGAGCACAAUGACAUGAUCUCGGCUCACCACAACCUCCGCCUCCUGGGUUCAAGCGAUUCUCCUGCCUCAGCCCCCCGAGUAGCUGGGAUUACUCGCCUGGCUAAUUUUGUAUUUUUAGUAGAGACGGGGUUUCUCCAUGUUGUUGAGGCUGGUCUCAAACUCCCGACCUCAGGUGACUCGCCCGCCUUGGCCUUCCAAAGUGCUGGGAUUACAGGUGUGAGCCACUGCACCCUGCCUAAACUGGAUAAUUCUUUGUUGCAAGGGACUGUUCUGUGUACUACAGGAUACUUGGCAGCAUCCUUGGCCUAUCCAUUAAAUGCCAGUAGCACCCCCACAGUGGCAACAAUCAAAAAUGUCACCAGACAUUGCUAAAUGUCGGGGAACAAAAUGGCUCCCCGUUGAAAAUCCCUAAAGGAUGUCAUACUAGUGACAAUAAGUUAGGAUAUGCUUAUUUUUUAGUACAGCAAAAUCUUAUCGCACAUAGCUAUCCACAAUAGUUAUGAUUUAAUGCAGCUCUUUAUUUAUGAAAUAGGUUUUAGACGUGGUGAUUUUAAGCUGGGAACCAGAAGGAAACGAUUUGUUUGGUAUGGCUUCAUGUCCUUCAGCCACCCACAAGAAUGUAUCCUUUCAGCUCUCUUUGGUUAUACCUGAAGCCAGGAGCGUUGAGUUAUUAGCCUUGUGUUUAUAUUCCUCUCACUGUAAUUGGUGUUAUUUUCCCAGGAGUCCUAGCAGUCCUCAAGCAAGUGGGAAAUAGGAAAAGAAAAGGACAGGCAUUGCAGGGAAGCAGAGGAUAAAGAAUUUAGCCGACAAAAGAAACAAUCUAGUCAAUCUGGGUGCUUUUAUUUCCUGGGUUCUCUCUAAACAUGGCUCAGAGCUGGUGUAGAUGAAGUAGGUGAAACCUC